Messenger RNA from Mugil cephalus (flathead mullet), 503 nucleotides. RefSeq names its product ribosomal protein L35a (gene rpl35a). The transcript has 5 exons. The record is from RefSeq and is a predicted model, not a curated record. Gene Ontology annotation, biological process: ribosomal large subunit biogenesis; cytoplasmic translation. Gene Ontology annotation, molecular function: structural constituent of ribosome. Gene Ontology annotation, cellular component: ribosome; cytosolic large ribosomal subunit. Bases 115 to 447 code for a protein of 110 amino acids. NCBI's taxonomy places the organism in Eukaryota, Metazoa, Chordata, Actinopteri, Mugiliformes, Mugilidae.
GGCAGCUCCACGGACGCCUCUGUCUCGGUUAUUUUCCCGUGGUGCCUUGCGGCCUUCCUUUUCCUCCAUCUUGGUAGACUCGUUAGCAGGUGAACUCACCUGAAGAAGACAAAGAUGCCUGGAAGACUGUGGAGCAAGGCCAUCUUCACCGGCUAUAAGCGCGGUCUGAGGAACCAGCGCGAGCACACGGCGCUGCUGAAGCUGGAGGGCUGCUACACCCGGGACGAGGUGGACUUCUACCUGGGCAAACGCUGCGCCUACGUCUACAAGGCCAAGAAGAACACGGUGACGCCCGGUGGGAAACCCAACAAGACCAGAGUGAUCUGGGGCAAAGUGACUCGCGCCCACGGCAACAGUGGGAUGGUCAGAGCCAAGUUCAGCAGCAACCUGCCGGCCAAGGCCAUCGGACACCGGAUCAGAGUGAUGCUGUAUCCGUCCCGGGUCUGAAGAGGAGCUCAUCUUUUUGUUUGUUUGUACAGAAACAAUAAAGUGAUGGUGGUGAA